Exophiala mesophila is the source of this 2328-nucleotide messenger RNA. RefSeq lists its product as uncharacterized. The coding region runs from base 202 to 1137 and encodes 311 amino acids. Lineage: Eukaryota; Fungi; Ascomycota; Eurotiomycetes; Chaetothyriales; Herpotrichiellaceae. Gene Ontology annotation, molecular function: signaling receptor activity. The record is from RefSeq and is a predicted model, not a curated record. The transcript has a single exon. Gene Ontology annotation, cellular component: membrane.
CUACUUCUAGCAACCAUAGACAUAACCCAUUUCUCCUCCUCUCCUCCCAGCUUCCCUUUCCCUACCCACUACCCACACUCGUUUCACAGCCUCUGUUGCUGUGUUGUUGUUUCCUCAUAUGUGCCUAUUCGGUGGCUGGUGUUUUGUCUGACGCGUGGCCAAUCCUGCAAGAUAUACAUACAUAGAUAAGAAACGACAAAAAUGUCGUUCAUCCUUGCAUAUCGCAAGCCACGCGCCAAGCUCGAACGCCCUCACCAGGAGGGACCACGACAGCAGGCAUCGAGAUAUGUCAACAAGUUAUUGACCUUCGAUGAUCUUCCUGAUUGGCAUCGCGACAAUCGCUUCACCAUCUCGGGCUACCGACCAAUCUCGGACUCAUGUGCUUCUUGCGCGCUAUCUCUAGGCCAGCUUCACAAUGAAACGGUCAAUAUCUACACGCACCUGAUUCCGGCGAUUGCGCUGUUGUUCGGCCAAUUUGCCGUCUACAGCGGAAUCAACUAUGCUUAUCCAGAAGCAUCGACCCUGGAUCUCGUUGUGUUCGCAUGCAACAUCUGGGCUGCUGUCAUAACUAUGAUACUCAGUGCCACAUACCACACCUUGAUGAACCACAUCAACCUAUCCGGCGUCAUGCUUCGCGUCGACUAUGUCGGCAUUCUGACGCUGAUCCUGGGAAGUUUCUUCUCCGGCAUCUACGUCGGCUUCUACUGCGAGCCAUUUCUGCGACAUACCUACUGGACCAUGAUCAUCACCUUGAGCAUCAUCACCUCAACCCUGGUCCUGCACCCCAACCUCCAAGGCCUGAAGUAUCGCAAUCUCCGUACCCAUGCAUUCCUAUGCACGGGCUUUUCUGGCUUCGCACCAAUCAUUCACGGUGUCUACCUAUACGGUUGGCAGGAGAUGUGGAUUCGAUCCGGUAUGCCAUACUAUUUCGCAGAAGGGGUUGUGUACGGCGCAGGCGCGUUUUUCUUCAUUACGCGCAUCCCCGAAUCCAUUUGGCCCGGCAAGUUUGAUAUCUGGUUCUCAUCCCAUCAGAUCUUUCAUGUCUUUGUUGUGCUGGCCUCGAUGGUGCAUCUGUAUGGUGUCUGGGAUGCCUUUGGCUGGAAUUAUGAGCAUCAGCGCACCUGUCCCGCGACAUGACAUGGUAAUGACAAUGACACUAAGAACGACAGCGACAACGAUGAUAGAUCGAUAUAAUUAUAAUGAGAGGUGAAGAAUGAGAGGGUUGUUUCAUUCUGAUAUGAUAAAAUACAAAUCAGCUGUUCAUGAGCACUUGGAAACUGUUGACAUUCCUGUUUGUCUUCGGCUUUUUGGUGGUUGCUUGGGUUUUGGCCCUUGAUCUUCGUUUCGCUGAUUUAGAUAGCGGCUCCUCGAUCAAAUGCGGUCGAGAAUCCUUCCCGAUCUUUGGCAUGUCAAACUCCUCUUCGUUGUCGUCCUGACUAAGGUGGCUCAAAAAGGCUUCAUGUCUGUCCCUGACAUCGAGCGUCGCAAUUCGGGUUCGCAAAUCCGAGACGUCGAGGAACAGAUCUUGAAUGGGCGGUAAGGAGUCAAGCGCGGUGAUUAGCUGUCGGAGAAGAAAAUCAUCGGUGCAUCUGUUAUCUGAGAGAUUGACGUAUAUUGCGAUUUGUUUCAACAUGCGGAGGGAGUACAAGACUGCCUGUGCAUUGGCGAUGACAUGGAGAAUUUCCCACGUUAUUGUGUUCGUGAGGCCUGUCAUUUUCAGACCAAUUGCACGAGUGAUAUCUGUCAUGUUGAAGAUAGCUUUAGAUUGAGCAACCUUCUGCUGCUGUACCUGAUGAAAGGCAAGCAUAUACCAGCCCAGCAAGGUUUGAACAUCACUCCUGGGAGUGCGGAUAUGACCUUCCACCUGUUGAAUGAGAGACAUCAGCUGCGUCUUCAAGGUCUUUGGGUCCAGCUGGUCGACAGUAUUCUCAGCAAUCCGCGGUCCCUUUCUUGCAUACUCAGUGAAUGUGAUGGGUUUUCCAUUCUUGGGCUCUGGCGAGCCGGCUAUGAGGGAGUAUGCCAGCUGGCGAAUAUCCAGGCCGUAGGACCAGGAUGAGUCACGUCCGGGGUCUUCCAAUAUGGGAGUGAGGUAGACAGCAGGCGGUUCGUCAUGGAUGAGAUUGACAAUAAUUUCGGCGACGCGUGGGUCAAUUAGACUGAGCGAACUCUGUGGCGAGACUGAAGGGAUUUCAGUAAAUUGCUCGACAAAAGCUUUAUACGCUGGAUUGUCCAUGUCAUCAGUCUGUGACCUAGCUCGUUCGCUGACCAUUGCUGUUGUCAACUCUGGAUGUUCAUAUCUUUCGAAGCCGAACGGCAGCAAUGACGCAA